This is a messenger RNA of Chara braunii, 3765 nucleotides long. The record is from the annotation of a GenBank genome assembly. Lineage: Eukaryota; Viridiplantae; Streptophyta; Charophyceae; Charales; Characeae.
CGGCCAAGGCACGUCCGUCUCUGGCGACACGUGUCACGGCACGUUCACUUGUGCUCGGUCCUCCAACCUCCGUGGGUUGGAAACGCUCGCGGAAUUCUGCCUGCCACCUGGCUGUGGGCUGUUUCUCCUCUCAGUCGUUUUCAUUCCGAUGGUCUGAUCCCGUCUGACGGCGACUGAUAUCUACUUGGCCUCUGCUCGGUCAGUGUGUAGUAGACUUUCACAGCACAGCAUAGCCAGGCUACACCAUUGCAGUGCAGCCCUCGACGUAGCGAAUCCACAGCCUACCUUCCCUGACUCGUAGUCCUAUUUGGAUUUGGACUACCGUAGUAGUUAGUAGGAGGAGGCCUCUAAUAAACUUUGUGUGCCGUACAUUCGGCGUAGCCUGAUUGGACGUGUAAGUGUAAUUCGCUGCAUGAGGCUGGAAACUAUUCACUAAGGUUAUUAUUUACCCAUCCAUCGCGUCUGCGGUCCUGCUGCUACUGAGGGUAAAAGGGAGCACGAGGUGAACUGAAGCUGAUUGAUUAACUCCCUCAGUUUGCAACACGUCGUGGGACCGAGGCCACAAGCUGCACGCGACACAUACGGCACCGACGGAAUCUCAGAACUAUCUGCAUUUGACACUCUUCUCCGCUGUUACUUACUGCGUAUCUGGACCCAUCGUCGCCUUUCAUAUUUAUUUCAUUUACAUGGAGCGGGCCACGAGGAGCGGGCCACGAGGAGGAGGAGGAGGAGGAGGAGAAGGAGGUAACUCGCCUGCUUCGUUCCUCGGUCGCGGAACUGGUUGUUAACUGGUUGAAUGAAUUGAUUGAUUACAAAAUGAGGAAUUGAUUGGGUGAUAGGGGAGCGGGCCACGAGGAGGAGGAGGAGGAGAAGGAGGUAACUCGCCUGCUUCGUUCCUCGGUCGAUGAGGAAUUGAUUGGGUGAUAGAAGAACUGGAAACACGAAGAUAGCCAGAGAGAUUGCUGCGUGUGGCGACACUGGCCAGGCCCUACGUCGGACGGAUGUCGGGGGGGGUUCAUAUCUGGGUGCUAGGGGGGGGUUCAUAUCUGGGUGCUGGAAUCAUGGUCGUCAAGACGACUCAGGAAUAAAGAUUGACGAGAAGGGGUGAGGGGAAGAAGUACGGCGGGGGAGAAACGAAGCGUUUAUCAGCGUCCGCCGGAAUUGGUCGCUAUCUCUGAAGCUGGUGUGACCAGUUGGGCGAUUUUGCCACACCCCUGUCGCUAUCCGUGGGUGGGGGUGUGUGUGGCAGUGAUUUUCACCCCUGCGCUAUCCGUGGGUGGGUGGGUGUGUGUGUGGCAGUGAUUUUCACCCCGGCGGUCCGUGGGUGUCUAUGUGGAAGUUACCUUAUUGAUUGUGACUUCCGCUUGCUUGACCGGUGCGCCAACCAAGAGUAGUCGGGGAGAUGCUAAACCCAACUUGCGCACGCGCAAAACAUACAUAGAGACGUGCGGAAAAGAGAGAGAGAGAGAGAGAGAGAGAGAGAGAGAGAGAGAGAGAGAGAGAGAGAGAGAGAGAGGCAAAUGGCGGCGUCAACGGCGGGGCUCGUGCCAAUCACGAGGGGGUAUUUAGCGAAGUUCUACGACCGGUAUCCGUUUGAGCCAAUCAGCGCGGAGGUGGGACGUCUGCGCGACCGGUUGCAUGUAAUGUGCGACCGGUACGACGCUUUGAGACGUAGAAUAGCGGGGGAGGACGACCAUCUCGUGCAGAAGUUGCUGAUUCGUCCUCCACGGAAGAUUGACGAGAACCUAUGGCGGCAAAGGGAGCAGAUAGAGGAAAUUGUGAACCUUCUGGAUGCAAAGAACUUGCCGUGUGCGCUGCGGGACAGCGGGCAAGAGUCGGUGACGUCGACAAAGCUGGCCCAGGAAAGAGAGAGGAUGAAGGACGUCAUGCUCUGCAGUCUGAAUAAUAUCAUCUCUUUUCAAGCUGCAAGUCAGAGGAAGAUCGCCGAUAUGGUGUUUACUUACCUGCCGAAGGAUUUCCGCGGCACGCUGAUUCGUCAGCAACGAGAGCGAUCGGAACGGAGGCGCGAGGCGGAGGUGGAGGCGUUGAUUGCCAGUGGCGCGAGCAUCCGCGAGAGGUACCAGCUGCUGUGGAACCAGCAGAUGGACAGGAGGCGAACGCUGGCGCAGCUGGGGUCGGCGACCGGUGUGUUCAAGGCGUUGGUGAAGUACCUGGGAGGGGUGCCGCAAGUGCUGCUGGAUUUCGUCCGCCAGAUCAACGACCACAAUGGGCCUAUGGAGGAGCAGAGGGACAGAUACGGCCCGCCUCUGUACGAGCUCACGGCUUUCCUGAAUCAGAUUUUCGUGUUUUUGUCGCUAUGGUGGAAGACAUUCGAGGACGCGGAGGCCAGCGGAAGGACGGCGGAGAGCCUAGAGCUGCUCACAGCCUCCGCGACCAUCUAUUCCGCGGAAUUGAAAAGGUUUCUUCACUUCAUCGGGGAGGUCUUCGACAAAUCCCCCUUCCUGAUAUCAGCAGAAGAAGCGAUUGAAGUGCAGGGCGCUGCGCCGGUGGAAGAAUUCAAGACGGUCGUCAUCGCGAGGGGAGACAACUUCAAGGUGGAUCUUGUAGUGGAAGCGGAGGGGUCGAUGGUGGCUUGGGAGUUCAGAACAGACGCGGGGAAGGAUUUGGGGUUCACCGUGGAGUUUGUGGAUAUGGUGAGUGGGAUGAAGAUGCCCAUCUUGCCAUAUCAGCGGUAUGAAGCGCACCAGGGGCAUUUCUACACGACGGGAUCGGGGUCGUACAGAUUGGUAUGGGACAAUUCGUAUUCAACGUUUUACGGGAAAAGUCUGAGGUAUAAGGCCGAUGCAGUACCACCGAUGCUUCUGCAGUCGACAAAGUCAUCGACGGGGAGAAGUAACUCGGAACGACAGACGAAGGGGGAGGGGGAGGGGGAGGGGGAGGAGGAGCAGGAGGAGGAUGGAGCAGUUGGAGAGGAGGGCGGGAAGGGGAAUACUUCUCAAACUUCGACUAGCGCCAGAGUUGUCGCUCCUGUUACCGCCGCUGCGUCUUCGGGAUUAAGCUCUGACGUACACACAGAGAGAGAGAGAGAGAGAGAGAGAGGUUGCCAAUGGAGGGGAGGGUAUAGGCCGGACUCUGUGGAGGGAGUUUGAUUGUCCCGAACUAAUCAAUCGACCACGGGGUUGAGGUGCUGUGCUUCUUCGUGGGGCGGUGGCAGGGCCGCGGAUUAUGGAUACGUUGAGUGGUUAACGAUUCACAGUUGAUUAGAAUGGAUUGAUGCGCACCAGAAACGGAGAAAGGUGCUCCCGCAAACCGAGUAAAUAGAGCAGAAACGGGACGACAGGUGGGAUUAGGAGGAAGAGGAGGAGAGGAGGAGGAGAGAUGUCAACUCUCAACGACUGCUCCGCUUGAACGGAGCGCUGAUCUUAUGGCGGCAGCAGCGAGUGUCUCCUCACCUAGUUCCACAGGGCGGGAGAAUCGGCGGGGUGAAGGGGGGAGGAAGGGAGGGGGGGGGGAGAGAUUUCCUCUUCCCCCGGGGGGGAAGAACCAAUCAAUGGUUACAAAUUGGUUGACGUGUUGGUUACAAAUUGGUUUACAAAUUGGUUGACGUGUUGGUUACAAAUUGGUUGACGUGCUGUCCAUCUAUAAGCCAAUCGACUCAAACUAUGGUAAAUGCCUUCCCUGUCCCGCAUGCGAUGUCUUCAUGGGAGCGUGUAGUGAUUGGUUAUGUACGAAAUCACAGGGGCAUUGAGAACAUAUGGGUUGAGGAUUUGAGUUGAUGUGAUGAAAUAAAGACCCUUUGGGAUG